Oncorhynchus gorbuscha (pink salmon) is the source of this 3299-nucleotide messenger RNA. Its product is annotated as usherin-like. The record is from RefSeq and is a predicted model, not a curated record. NCBI's taxonomy places the organism in Eukaryota, Metazoa, Chordata, Actinopteri, Salmoniformes, Salmonidae. The transcript is spliced from 13 exons. The coding region runs from base 8 to 1738 and encodes 576 amino acids.
UUGCUUUAUGGAAAGAAACACCAUGAACACUCCACUACGGAUGUUUGUUCUUCUGACUCUACCCUGCUACAGCGCACAUGGGCAGGUCAAUCCUUUUGGAAUUCCAGUCUCCCUCCAUGCUGGGAAGUUCUACGGCACGGCUCCCAGAGAUCACAUCUGCGGCGGGGUUAAUUAUAGAGAUCUAGAUUUCACCUGCUGUGAAGGAGUACGUCAUGAAGGGGCGGGGCUGUCCUGCUGUGGAAACAGGGUCUUUAACCUCACCCAGGCUUCCUGUUGUAAAGGUCAGUUAACUCUGAAUGUGAGCCAGCUGGUGUCAGAUUGCUGUGGGUGUAGGCCCUACGACCCACUCAACCAGCUGUGUUGUGACUCACGGAUCCUAACCAGGACCCAACCUCAUGCCAAGUGUUGUGGAAAAGAGCUUUACGAUGAAGACCACCAGCUUUGCUGUGGAAAUGUUUUGAAAGGAAGGAAGGUCCUGGCCAAAAUGUCCAGUCACCACCGAUGCUGUGGAGACCACCAGUUUGACCAGCAAAGCCACUGCUGCUGCUCUGAAACACUAUCCCCAGAGCCUCUCAAUGCAAGCUGCUGUGCAUCAUCAAGUUAUAAUCACAGGGGAAUUGACGCGAGUUCUCCAAACUGUAUGCCAGGGGAGAGGCCCGAGGGUUGCUGUGUGAACCAUACAUCCUGCCAGGGGCAUCCUCACGCCCACCUCCAGAACUCUGCGGAAACACGCAGCCACACCCCAGGUCUCCACGAUGUUGCUGGCUGUGGCUCUCAGGUUUACAAUCCAGACAAGAAGACCUGCUGUGACGGGAAGCUGUCCAAUAGGGUGCUCGGAAAAAACCUGUGCUGCGGUAAAACUCCCUAUGCUGUAGAGGACCGACGGGUGCUGUGCUGUAACCAGACGUUGUACCUUGGGGUGGAGGCUGGGCACCAGUGCUCCCCAGGUGGCCACUUGUAUCUGCCAUCCCGUGAAAUUGUGUGUGAGUCACGCGUUCAUCUCAACGAUCUAGGCAAACACUGCUGUGGAGAAGAGACCUACGACCCUCAGGAUGAAAUCUGCUGCAGCGGACACAAACACCGCAGGUUGGGGAACAUGUCCUGCUGCGGAGGGAAGGCCUACGACCCCAGCAGUGGCCAGAUGAAGUGCUGUGCAGAUACUCUGUACAACCUGCAGGUUCAGGACAGGCUAUCAGAGGAUGCCCAGUGCUGUGGGAAUAUCCUGAUGGAGGCCGGCUCCACCUGCUGCUCCGCCCCAGGACUAGACCUGCUCUACCCUACCCAGCCAGGGUUCACCUGCUGUGGGCACCGCUACCCCAACUCCUCCCUGUGGUCUUGCUGUGCGGGCGUCCUGCACCCAAGGACUGAACGAAACACCACCAGCAUGAACAUGAUUCCAGGACUUAGGAUUCUACCACUGGGGGACCUGAAGACGGAAAAGUUGUGUGACAACAAAGUUCUGCUAGGGACAGUGGAGAGUGUGUCUGUGAAGAAGAAUACGCGAUCCAUCGUGAUGGGGAACGUCAUGUCCAUGCAGGCCUGGCGUGGCCAUGUCAACGCUCUGCCUUCCCCUCACUACCUCACAUUACCCGACCACUGCAGCUCUCCUGAAUUGGUGCCAGGCAACACUUACCUCUGGGUGAAAACAAGACAUUUCUCAGACACCAUAAACGUAAUCUCUGAUCUCAGCGACCAUCCCUCCCCUCUCCAUUCCAUCCUCUCCAGGUGCUCAAAAUGAUACAUUUAACCAUGUUGAGGGUAUACAGUGUUUGUUUAUAAAUAAUGGCACAAAAAAGCAGUAACAUUUUACUUGACACCCAGUGACACAGUCAUGUCCAUUUCAUAAUAUGUCAUAACAGCUGACAACCUGUCAUAACGUUUAUGAUAUGGUCAUAACACUGUCAUGACAUUUAUUUAAACUUGUUGUGAUGUAUAUUGAGUUAUUUUAUCGCUGGUUAUGACACCUACAUAAGAGUGUAAAAACACACAAAGCCUACUACGGUAGUUAUUUUAUCGCUGGUUAUGACACCUACAUAAGAGCGUAAAAACACACAAAGCCUACUACGGUAGUUAUUUUAUCGCUGGUUAUGACACCUACAUAAGAGUGUAAAAACACACAAAGCCUACUACGGUAGUUAUUUUAUGGCUUACGACACCAACAUAAGAGCGUAAAAACUCACAAAACCUACUACGGUAGUUAUUUUAUGGCUGGUUAUGGCACCUACAUAAGAGUGUCAAAACCAACAAAACCUACCACACCAGACAAAACAUUCCAUUACACCAUAGCCUACAUGUCAACAGUAUGUUUAUGCUAAUAUAUAUAUGCAGACACACGCAUGUAUAUGCACACACUGUAUAUAUAUUUUUUGAAUUGACCAUAUUAAAUUAUCAUUGUGAUUAUGCACACAUUGAUGACACACACAUGCCCAUACCCCAAUGCUCUGUUGCUGAUGACUGGGAUGAAUGUAGGAGCAGAUUUCAAGAGCAGGACAAGGCACCCUCUUUUUUUUGACUGACAUAAGGGCAUGUAAAGCAUAUCUGGCUUAUAUAAUUAUGAUGAUCAUAAUGCUUCUUGACAUGGUCGUUAAAGUGAAUUUCAAAUAAUAGAAUUCAUAACAACAACAAAGGGUGUAAGAAACCGACUUUCAAACCAAAGGAAAUUGCACUCUUAUUUCGGUGUCAUUGUCAGCCAUAGAAUAACGCUCCCUACAGUAUGCCACAACAGGUAUAAAUGUAUGGGUCAUGACAGUGUUAUUACCAUAUGACACUGGGUGGCAAGUGAAGUUUGAGCAAAAAGCUUCUAUUUUUGGUUCUGAUGGGGUAGGACAGUUGAACUAAGCAAAUGAGGCAUGCGUCAUAUUCUUCGAGAAACAAUUUGUAUGUCAUUCAUUUAAAAGUCCAAAAAUGUAUGUACAGUAGCUAUCACAGAUUGCCCCUUUUAUGUCAUCAAUAGAUGUUUAAGUUAUUUUUUGAUUUGCUUACAAAAAUCGACCACCGUUUAUGGUCUCUCAAGGAGUCAUGUCUCAGGAUAAGCCAUAUUUUAUGAUGUUUGUCUGGGUGGUGUUUUCUGUUUAUGACGAAAGUUCCUUUAAUGUUAAUGCAAUUGUAUUGUCUUUGAUUCCCUCCAAUUCCAUACCGAAGCUAUUUUUUAAUUGAAAGUUAACUUGUUCUACGUGACACUAACAGCGUAGGAGUAAACCUGUCUGUGAAGUGAUUUGUGGUGGUGGUGGUGGCCCACUCCUACAAGCCUCUGAGACUCGUUCCACCAAUGCAAUAACAUCCCAGGGCACUGGGUCAAU